GCAGCAUCACUACAGCAGCACGGGGUCCAACUCACAGGUGCUUUUCUCCGCUGCUGUUUGACAAAUCUGGCACCAGAACUAGGCUUCUAGGUCUUUUGUUCUGAAAUUAAAAGCACCGGGUCGAUCACCGGGAGAGGAAUUCAACAAACACACCCGAGGGAUUAACGGGAUUUGUACUUGGAGGAUGUGUGGUAUGGACGUGGACCUGGACGAUGGAGGUUCAGGAGAGGAGGAGAAAGAGGAGGAGUUCUGGAUCGGGGAGGGAGUGAAGAUGCUGCCCCCUCCCGUGGCCCACAGCGGGGGCAGCGCGUGGGGAAGCCGCAGGGGCAGGUGCGGCUGCGUGGCCUGCGGGGCAGGUCUCAUCCUUUGGAACCUGUGCGUCGUCUUGGCCAGCACUCUGCUCCUGGCUGUGGUCUUCUCUGUGGUGCUGCUGCCUGCAGUGCUGCUGCUGUACAUCGGUUUCCUCUGCCACUCCAGGGUCCUUGACUCCCCCUCUGCCAUCUGCCGUUACCUUGACGACAACAGCUGCUCCGCCCUCAUCAUCCUGGGCUUUGUGAUGAUGUCACCGCUGGUGGUCGUGGCAGCCGCCGUCUUUUGCGGGCUGCUCCGAAGGUUUCGACUCCUGCUUCUCAUUCAGCCAAUCUCACGUGCUUGGUACCGAGGGCGACUGCUGGACUGGGCGGGCAGCAUCCACGCCUGGGUCUGA
Molecule: messenger RNA, 706 nt
Organism: Micropterus dolomieu (smallmouth bass)
Lineage: Eukaryota; Metazoa; Chordata; Actinopteri; Centrarchiformes; Centrarchidae
Gene: tmem88bl
Product: transmembrane protein 88
Exons: 3
Coding region: 185-706 (173 amino acids)
Cellular component (GO): plasma membrane
Molecular function (GO): PDZ domain binding
Source: RefSeq, a predicted model, not a curated record